CCCCGCCUACCCCGAUGUGGAACCGCCCCUCUGUGACUGGUUCACGAUAACAUUCCACUCUGGCCCCGCCCACUGCCUGGCUCAGUGUCUGCUGCUCCCUGUGUCCCCAGUGUGUGUGUGUCCGGCCGGCCGGCGGGUGGAGUCCCUGUCAGCCCCCUGUCUGUGAGCCCCAGCAUUGCCCGGGGAUGGAUUACACCGGCCCCUCAUCGCCCCUCUCCCCCCACCGCCAGCCAUGAUGCUCCUCACCAGGAAGCCGGAGGGCCCCAUUACAGCAGUGAGAUAUGGUGAAGGCUUAUACGAUUCCUAUAUGAGACUUGACCAAGCCACAGCACAGGAUGCUGCAGUGGAAAAAGAGAGCCCCUCUGCACUGCCUUCUAUCGGGAGACUUACUAUAAGUGGAACUAAAUUUGCAAUGAAGGAUCAUCAACAAGUCAAAGUCCAGCAGUUGUUUGAAGACUCUGGCAACCGCAGAGUGGGUGCAGGAAUUCCUGGGCCUGACAGCACAUUCCCUGUGUUGACUAAAGAAAAGUCAUCAGACAGCUCAUGCACCUCAAAAUCCAGUGACAGUUCUACAAAAUCCUUAAAGACCACAUACCUAAAUCCUGAGCAGGCACUGAAGCAAUAUAAGCACCAACUGUCAACAUAUGAACAACAAGAAAUCCCCACUGUCAGUGAGGUCUAUUUUGUGGGUCCAAAUGCAAAAAAGAGACAAGGAAUUGUUGGGGGCCCAAACAAUGGAGGAUAUGAUGAUGACCAAGGAGGAUACCAUUUGGUUCCACAUGACCACUUGGCUUACCGAUAUGAGAUGUUAAAGGUCAUUGGGAAAGGAAGUUUUGGACAGGUUGCAAAGGUUUAUGACCAUAAGCUCCACCAGCAGGUAGCCCUGAAAGUAGUCCGUAAUGAAAAGAGGUUUCAUAGGCAAGCAGCAGAGGAAAUCAGAAUUUUAGAACACCUGAAAAAGCAGGACAAGACCGGUAGCAUGAAUGUUAUACACAUGCUGGAGAGCUUUACUUUCCGCAACCAUAUCUGCAUGACUUUUGAGCUCUUGAACAUGAAUUUGUAUGAACUAAUUAAGAGGAACAAAUUCCAUGGUUUCAGUCUGCAGUUGGUUCGCAAGUUUGCCCACUCUAUUUUACAAUGUUUGGAAGCAUUACACAGGAACAAGAUCAUCCACUGUGACCUAAAGCCUGAAAACAUUCUCCUCAAACAGCAAGGUCGUAGUGGAAUUAAGGUAAUAGACUUUGGGUCGAGUUGCUUUGAGCACCAGAGAGUGUAUACCUACAUUCAGUCUCGCUUCUACCGAGCUCCUGAGGUUAUACUUGGAAGUCGUUAUGGAAUGCCCAUUGAUAUGUGGAGCUUUGGCUGUAUACUUGUUGAGCUCUUGACUGGUUACCCGCUCUUUCCAGGAGAGGAUGAAGGAGAUCAAUUGGCAUGCAUGAUGGAACUUCUUGGAGCUCCUACACCAAAGCUUCUAGAACAAGCCAAGAGAGCCAAGAACUUUGUAAAUUCCAAGGGCUAUCCACGCUACUGUACAGUUACUACACUUCCAAAUGGAACAACAGUCCUAAAUGGGAGUAGGUCACGCAGGGGCAAAAUGCGUGGUGCUCCUGGCAGCAAAGACUGGGUUAUGGCCUUGAAGGGGUGUGAAGACAUGCUUUUCAUUGACUUCUUAAAAGGUUGUCUAAACUGGGACCCAGCUGCCCGCAUGGCCCCUAGCCAAGCACUGCGUCACCAAUGGAUCUGCAAGAGACAACCUAAGCCCCCAGUCAUAGAUAAGUCCUCAGGGAAAAGGAUUGCAAGCCAUACCAGCUCCUUUCCAGGCAUGGGCUCCAAGCUACCACCAGUUGCAGGUGUAGCAAACAAAUUACGAGCCAAUUUAAUGAACGAUUCAAAUGGGAGCAUACCACUUCGGACAGUCCUACCCAAGCUAGUGAGCUAAUCCAGGUUUUGUACCAAGCACAGUCAUAAGAAUAUUUUGAUACCCAUAACUUAACCACAACGCAUUUUAAAUUGUAUCAUUUUAAUUUUUUUUUUUACUGAUUUAAAUAAGAAACGAGGAAAAAAAUAUAGGAAUUGGCUCUGUAUAUAAUCUAUUUUAAAUAAUUCAGUUUUCAAGGGCUAAGCAUUUCAAUCACCAUCUGGUACAAACUUGAUUCUCUCUGUUUUAUAGGUCAGUCGGUUUUGUCUUUUAAUGAAGUAAAGCAAUAAUAAUCUCUUAUGUAUGAUGAAGGUGUAAAUAUAUGUUAAGUGAUAACUGUUGUUCACUUGCAGUACUAUCAAUUCAUUUAAAGGAGCACACAAGGUACCAGUCUUACUCCAAAAUAUGUGCAUAUUUUUUUCUAUCCUCUGUUGUCACUGGCCAGAAAUGCCAAAUACGACCUAUGAUGUAUGUUAAAAGAGGACUAGGCUCAGUAAAUAUGAAAUAUUUUAAGAGAAGUAAAAUUACCUGUGCAAACACUAUAAGGAGAUUUAUCAUAUAGACCCAUCUUUAGUGAACGCACUUCUUUCAAUAUUUUUUUUUUCUCUCUCAAUGACUUUCCCAGGCCUCCCAACAUACCUAUUUUUAGUGAAACGACUCUGAUUUUGGGGUCCUGUCCUGCCAUCUCACUUCAGUUCCCUGGCAUCUAUUUGAGGACACAUGCAGCUGUUCCUGGGCUGCAUAGUGUGAUGGCAUCAUCAGGUCUGUUGCCCUGUUCAGGACCAUGCAGGGAUCUUCCGUAAGGCUCCCUGCAUUGUUCUGAAGGCUGGGGGCAAUUCAGACAGGCUGCAAGUGGGUGGUCCGGCCCCUUUCCCAGGGGGGACCACCAAUUACGGGC
Pelobates fuscus (common spadefoot toad) is the source of this 2816-nucleotide messenger RNA. It is a transcript of the gene DYRK3, whose product is annotated as dual specificity tyrosine phosphorylation regulated kinase 3. NCBI's taxonomy places the organism in Eukaryota, Metazoa, Chordata, Amphibia, Anura, Pelobatidae. The record is from RefSeq and is a predicted model, not a curated record. The transcript has 3 exons. Gene Ontology annotation, biological process: positive regulation of cell cycle G2/M phase transition; peptidyl-serine phosphorylation; cytoplasmic stress granule disassembly. The coding region runs from base 233 to 1939 and encodes 568 amino acids. Gene Ontology annotation, cellular component: cytoplasm; cytoskeleton; nucleus. Gene Ontology annotation, molecular function: protein serine/threonine kinase activity; protein serine/threonine/tyrosine kinase activity; ATP binding.